AUGAGGACCAUUGUUUUGUUUUUAGGGCUCCUGGUGGCACCUCAGGCUGUUAUCCUCACUCGUCGCUUUGACAGUGAGAAAGUGUUUCGGGUGAGACUUCAGAAUGAAAACCAAGUCAGCCUCCUAAAGGAACUGGCCUCUUCAGUGCAGCCUGACUUCUGGCAUCCUCAUUCAGUUCAUCAAGUUGUCAUUGGAACAGAUGUGGAUUUCCGAGUCAAUUCAGAUCAAACAAGCUUUGUCCAGACGAUGCUGGAGCAGAACAAGAUACAAUAUGAAAUUUUAUUCCAUAAUCUACAAGAAGAGAUUGACAACCAAUUUGAUAGAGGGAGACAUUUCCACAAGAAGUACAGCUACACAAGAUACAAUGACUGGGAAAAGAUUGUUGCAUGGACUGACAGAAUGGCUAAAAAUCACCCCAAGCUGGUCUCCCGGAUCCAGAUUGGAAAGACCUAUGAGGAGCGUCCCAUGUACAUUCUUAAGGUUGGGAUGGAGAGUGGCAAAAAGAAGGCCAUCUUUAUGGACUGUGGUAUUCAUGCACGAGAGUGGAUCUCACCAGCCUUCUGCCAAUGGUUUGUAAAACAGGCUGUCAGAACAUAUGGAAAUGACGAUGUCAUGACAAAGCUAUUGGACAAUAUGAACUUCUAUGUCCUUCCUGUGUUCAACGUUGAUGGCUAUGUCUGGACAUGGACUAAAGAUCGCAUGUGGAGAAAGAAUCGUGCCAAGAACACCAACAGUGAUUGCAUUGGUACUGACCUGAACAGGAAUUUCAAUGCCUCUUGGGGCACUGAAAUCGAAGAGUACACACACGACCCUUGCGAAGAAAUAUACUGCGGUCCCUCUGCGGAGUCUGAGCCAGAAACAAAAGCAGUUACAAACUUCAUUCGUGACCACCUUGCCUCCAUCAAAGGAUACAUAAGCUUCCACUCUUACUCUGAGAUGUUGCUGUAUCCUUAUGGCUAUACGUACAGAAAAGUACCAAAUCAUGAUAAACUGAACGAAGUGGCGAAGGGUGCAGUGGAUGCCUUAUCUAGUCUCUAUAAUACACAGUAUGAAUAUGGGCAAAUUGCCUAUACAAUUUACCCUUGUUCCGGUUCCUCUAUAGACUGGGCUUACGAUGAGGGUGUUAAGUAUGCAUUUGGCUUUGAGCUUCGUGACCAUGGCCGAUAUGGGUUUCUUCUCCCAGAGUCAAAGAUAAGACCAACCUGUAAGGAGACGAUGCUGGCUGUCAAACACAUCGCCAAUUACAUCCUCAGCCCUGCUCCAUGAAAGCAUGUUCACAUUUGCUUACAAAAGGAAUGUUCUCCCCUCUGUCCUUACCAUUUCCCCUCCUUUUCUUUGAUCUAGUACCCUAUGGAAUUUUUCCCCACUGCUUUUUGUCAGUGGCUUGCUUCUUUUCCAUCAAGAUAGGCAGACUUCUUCUGUAACAUGGGGCAUGUCUAUACCUCCCGGCAAUCCGGGAGGGAGGGGGGAGAAUCUCACGAUAUGCUGAUCACGAGAUCCUCCCCCUGUGUUCACAUGCAGUGCGCGACGUCCAGGGAGGAAGGAGGACGUCGUGCCCACCAUUUUUAUUUUUAUUUUUAAAAAAGACACGUGCUGGAGUGCACCUGCGCUCCAGGCAAAAAAGAUUUUUUUUAAAAAAAAAAGCUCCAACCCCACUCCCCACCCUCAAUUGCCCUGGACUCUUCCCAUCCUGUCUCCUUCCCUCAGAUGACCCCCACUACUCAUGGGGAAGAGGGAAGAAGCCGGGACAUUUGACCACACCACUCGCGGUCCACGGGAUCAUCCCGGGACCACAGGAAAAACUGAGAAAAAAGGGUAUGGUGAUAUCCCGGGAAAAUGCAGGGAUCAUCCCUCCCUGCUCCCAGGAUCCCCUGUGCAUCAUGUGGACGCACAGGGACGAUCUCCGGGAUAUUGCCUGGUGUAGACAUGCCCAUGGAUACCUAAUCAGGUUUUGUUGUCUUCCCCUUUGCUACAGAGCAUCAGUAAAAAUAGUAUGAAAAAUAUCACCUGAGUCAAUCUUCCCAUUUGAUACUACAGUUGAGUUAUGCAUAUGCCAGGGCAGAAAUUCAAAUGUAGAAUUUGAAUUGUUGGCUACAAUGUACAUUUAAUUUAAGAUUGGUUUCCUUCCACUUUCUCUCCAACAUCAAUGAUGUUCACAAAUGAUGUGUUUUGGAGUUUAGUUAUCAUUUGGUUAGCCUGGCCAUCCUGGUUGUAACUUCCUAGCUGUCCCUGAAAAAUGAAAUGGCAAAAGCUUUGCCUUUGAGCACUC
Elgaria multicarinata webbii is the source of this 2269-nucleotide messenger RNA. RefSeq names its product mast cell carboxypeptidase A-like. The transcript is spliced from 11 exons. Gene Ontology annotation, biological process: proteolysis. Gene Ontology annotation, molecular function: zinc ion binding; metallocarboxypeptidase activity. Lineage: Eukaryota; Metazoa; Chordata; Lepidosauria; Squamata; Anguidae. The record is from RefSeq and is a predicted model, not a curated record. The coding region runs from base 1 to 1266 and encodes 421 amino acids.